Daucus carota subsp. sativus is the source of this 1332-nucleotide messenger RNA. Its product is annotated as purine permease 3. Gene Ontology annotation, cellular component: membrane. Bases 139 to 1209 code for a protein of 356 amino acids. The transcript is spliced from 2 exons. The record is from RefSeq and is a predicted model, not a curated record. Lineage: Eukaryota; Viridiplantae; Streptophyta; Magnoliopsida; Apiales; Apiaceae. Gene Ontology annotation, molecular function: purine nucleoside transmembrane transporter activity.
AAUCAAAGUUAUGCAUGCAGUUCUGGAAGUAAACCCCGGGUGCGGACGACACUACUAACCCAACACCAGGUAAAUCGAGUGCAUAUGCGCGGGUAGGAAUAAUUUAUUUUUGUGCAUUCAGAUUAAUCAGUCUACGAAAUGGACAUCCCAAUUACAAACAACAGAAUAGACUGUAAUGAGAACAGAAUGAGCAAAUCCAUGAAGAGACUCCUCCUGGUCCUGAAUUGCGUAAUGCUAGGAGUGGGCAAUUGCGGUGGUCCUCAAGUGCAGCGGCUCUACUUUGUCAAAGGUGGGAAGCGAGUUUGGUUGACAAGCUGUCUCGAAACAGCAGGCUGGCCUUUUCUCUUUUUCCCAAUCAUCGUCUCGUAUCUGUAUCGUCGAAGCCAGGGAGUCCCCGGGACUAGACUCGUAUCCAUUAGACGUGCUCUCAUCGUUCCCUGUGCUAUUAUAGGCGUUCUCACGGGGGCUGAUGAUUAUAUGUAUUCCUAUGGCGUGGCUCGCCUUCCUAUUUCCACCUCUGCUCUUAUAAUUGCUACGCAGUUGGCGUUCACUGCUGCAUUUGCAUUUCUGCUGGUUAAGCAGAAAUUCACCAGCUUUACGGUGAAUGCUGUGUUUUUGUUAUGUAUGGGAGCUGUGGUUCUUGCGUUUCAUACGAGCUCUGAUCGUCCUGCUGGAGAGUCGGACAAGGAAUACAUUUUAGGCUUCGUUAUGACUCUUGGAGCCGCUGCAUUGUAUGGAUUUAUACUACCAGCAAUUGAGUUAAUGUGCAAGAAGGCGAAACAACGCCUAAAUUAUUCCCUAGUCAUGGAGAUGCAGGUGGUUAUGUCAUUUUUUGCUACCGUGGUUUGUGCAAUAGGCAUGGUUGUUAAUCAUGACUUCGCGGCAAUUCCUAGAGAAGCAAGGGAGUUCGAGCUUGGAAAAACAAUGUAUUAUUCAGUUUUAGUCCUUGACACAAUCCUCUGGCAGUUGUUCUUCCUAGGCGCGACAGGAGUCAUUUUCUGCGCCUCUUCUUUGCUUUCUGGAAUUAUAAUUGCGACGCUACUGCCACUGACAGAGACCUUGGCAGUCUUGUUCUUCCAUGACAAGUUCAAAGUUGAGAAGGCAAUUUCUCUGACCCUAUCUCUCUGGGGUUUCUUGUCCUACUUCUACGGAGAGCUUCAACAUACUAAGAACCAGAAGGAAGCUCUGAAUCUUGAACCGUCACCAUAAUGCAAUGCAAUGUACCUUAAUUUUGCAAGCAUUGAAACAAUGUGUCCUGAAUAUAUCAAAUUGUUUACUUGUGUUGCCUUGUUGGAGUCUGAUAAGGUAAUCACUACUCUCUCAAUCCACUAG